GCCUUGUAUUUUGGUGCUGGACGGGACAAUGAAGUGGCAACUGGCAAGCGGAAACCGUACGUGCCGGAGAUAUUAUACGGACGGACGAAGAGGAGAGGAAGCAGUGAGCGAGGCCCUAUAGUGGAGCGGGAUGGCGUCGCCGCCGCCGCCGCGCGUGUGCGUCACCGGGGGCGGCGGGUACGUCGCCUCAUGGCUCGUCAAGCUCCUCCUCUCCCGCGGCUACGCCGUGCACGCCACUGUCCGCGACCCGAGUGAUCCCAAGAACGCGCACCUGCGGCGGCUGGACGGGGCCCCGGAGAGCUUGCUCCUGUUCAAGGCCGACGUGCUCGACCGCGACGCCCUGGCGGCCGCGGUCGCCGGGUGCGAGGGGGUCUUCCACGUCGCCUCCCCUGUGCCUGCAGACAAGGUCCUCGAUCCUGAGUCAGAGGUAUUGUCUCCUGCUGUCAAAGGCACUCUGAACGUUCUUCAGGCUUGCUCGGCAAAUAAUGUUCAGAAAGUUGUCGUGGUUUCAUCCACAGCUGCUGUUCAUUAUAACCCGAGUUGGCCCCAUGGUAGAAUCAAAGAUGAGAGCUGCUGGUCAGACAAAAACUUCUGCAUGAAGAAUGAGAACUGGUACACUGCUGCCAAGACAAUUGCUGAAGAGACAGCAUUGGAGUAUGGAGAGAAGAAUGGACUAAAUGUUGUUACAGUUUGCCCUUGUAUCGUUUUAGGUCCACUUCUGCAGCCUCUGAUCAAUACCACGAGUGAACUCCUCAUCUACAUUAUAAAAGGAGGUCCUAGGCUGAUGAAAAACCUCCCCUGGAACAUAGUUGAUGUCCGUGACGUAGCUGAUGCUUUGCUUUUGGUAUAUGAGAAAGUGGGAUCAUCUGGGAGAUACAUCUGCGCACCGGAUCGGAUCAGCACAAACGACAUUGUGAAAUUGCUUAAGAAGUCCUACCCCAACUACAAUUAUGUGAACUGCGAAAACAAGGACUAUGAAUCCGAAGUCUCGCCAGUUACAUCAGAGAAACUUAAGAGUCUAGGCUGGAAACCAAGGAAAAUGGAGGAAACUUUGUUGGACAGCGUUGAGUACUUCGAGAAGGCAGGGUUUUUGCAGGAUGUAGAGGGUUGCCCUUGCCGUCUUCCUCAUCUUUUUCAUUUUGCUUCUGACUAAUGAAGUAAACUCCGUAAUACAAUUAUAACAUCUACUUUAACUGUCUCUGGA
Molecule: messenger RNA, 1204 nt
Organism: Sorghum bicolor (sorghum)
Lineage: Eukaryota; Viridiplantae; Streptophyta; Magnoliopsida; Poales; Poaceae
Product: cinnamoyl-CoA reductase 2
Exons: 6
Coding region: 131-1153 (340 amino acids)
Molecular function (GO): oxidoreductase activity, acting on the CH-OH group of donors, NAD or NADP as acceptor
Source: RefSeq, a predicted model, not a curated record